GUUAUCAGGAAGAUCCAAAGGGAAUGUUUCCGGGCGUUGUGCACUCCCAGAAAAAGCCAAAGCCUGUGAGACUCAGCAGAUGCCAGAUGAAAACUUCAGUAGCCACUCAGACCUUAUAACCCGCGACAGAAUCCACUUGGAAGGGAGACGCUACACAUGCCAUGAGUGCGGGAAAAGCUUCAAUCGGAGCUCAGUCCUUAUCAGACAUCAGACAAUCCACACAGGAGAGAAGCCCUACACGUGCUCCGAGUGCGGGAAAAGCUUUGGUCGUCACUCAACCCUUAUCACACAUCAGAGAAUCCACACAGGGGAGAUGCUCUACCUGUGCUCUGAGUGCGGGAAAUGUUUUAAUCACAGCUCUAUCCUGAGCGUACACAGGAGAAUCCACACGGGUGAGAAACCUUAUGGAUGCUCUGAGUGCGGGAAAAGCUUCCGUCAGCGUUCACAGCUUCUCAGACAUCAGAGACUUCACACGGGGGAGACGCCCUACACAUGCGCUGAGUGCGGGAAAAGCUUCAAGCAGCGCUCACACCUUAUCAGACAUCAGAGAAUUCACACGGGUGAGAAGCCCUACAAGUGCGCCGAGUGCGGGAACCGCUUUGGUUGGCAUGCAAACCUUAUCUCGCAUCAGAGAAUCCACACGGGGGAGACGCCCUACACGUGCUCUGAGUGCAGGAAAAGCUUCAAUCAGCGCUCAAACCUUAUCGCACAUCAGAGAAUCCACACGGGCGAGAAACCUUAUGGAUGCUCUGACUGUGGGGAAAACUACAGUAGCCACUCAGACCUUAUAACCCGCGACAGAAUCCACUUGAAAGGGAGACGCUACACAUGCCAUGAGUGUGGGAAAAGCUUCAAUCGGAGCUCAGACCUUCUCGUACAUCGUAGAAUCCACACAGGAGAGAUGCCCUACACAUGCUCUGAGUGCGGGAAAAGCUUUAAUCACAAUUUUACCCUGACCAGACAUAGGAGAAUCCACACGGGUGAGAAACCUUAUGGAUGCUCUGAGUGCGGGAAAAGCUUCAGUUGGCGUUCAAACCUUAUCACGCAUCGUAGAACCCACACGGGGGAGAAGCCCUACACAUGCGCUGAGUGCGGGAAAAGCUUUAAUGAAAGCUCUACCCUGAGCAAACAUCACAGAGUCCACACGGGUGAGAAACCUUAUGGAUGCGCUGAGUGCGGGAAGAGCUUUAGUCAAAGUUCAGACCUUAUCAAACAUCAGAGACUCCACACAGGGGAGACGCCCUACACAUGCCCUGAGUGCGGGAAAAGCUGUAAUCACAGCUCUGCCCUGCGCAAACAUCGGAGAGUCCACACGGGUGAGAAACCUUAUGGAUGCGCUGAGUGCGGGAAAAGCUUCAGAGAGCGUUCAGACCUUAUCAGACAUCAGAGACUUCACACAAGACAGACGCCCUACACAUGCGCUGAGUGCGGGAAACGCUUCAAUAAGUGCUCACACCUUAUCAGACAUCAGAGAAUCCACACAGGAGAAACGCCCUACACGUGCUCUGAGUGCGGGAAAAGCUUUAAGCACAGCUCUGCCCUGAGCAGACAUCAGACAAUCCACACAGGGGAGAAGCCCUACACGUGCUCUGAGUGCGGGAAAAUCUUUGGUCAUCACUCAACCCUUAUCACACAUCAGAGAAUCCACACAGGGGAGACGCCCUACAUGUGCUCUGAGUGUGGGAAAAGCUUUAAGCACAGCUCUACCCUGAGGAAACAUCAGAGAAUCCACACGGGUGAGAAACCUUAUGGAUGUGCUGAGUGCGGGAAAAGCUUCCGUCAGCGUUCAUACCUUAUCACGCAUCAGAGACUCCACACAGGGGAGACGCCGUACAUGUGCUCUGAGUGCGGGAAAAUCUUCAGUCGGUGUUCACACCUUAUCACACAUCAGAGACUCCACACAGGAGAGAAGCCCUACACGUGCUCUGAGUGCGGGAAAAGCUUUAAUCAGAGCUCUACCCUGAGCAGACAUAGGAGAAUCCACACGGGUGAGAAACCUUAUGGAUGUUCUGAGUGCGGGAAAAGCUUCAAAAAGAGCUCACACCUUAUUAGACAUCGCAAAAUCCACGUUAGAGAACUACGCUACACAUGCCAUGAGUGCGGGAAAAGCUUCAGUCAGCGUUCAAACCUUAUCUCACAUCAGAGAAUCCACACAGGACAGAAGCCCUACACAUGCUCUGAGUGCGGGAAAAGCUUUAAUCAGAGCUCUGCCCUGAGCGCACAUAGGAGAAUCCACACGGGUGAGAAACCUUAUGGAUGCUCUGAGUGCGGGAAAAGAUUCAGUCAGCGUUCAAACCUUAUCACACAUCGUAGAACCCACACAGGAGAGACGCCCUACACAUGCUCUGAGUGCGGGAAAAGCUUUAAGGACAGCUCUGCCCUGAGCGCACAUAGGAGAAUCCACACGGGUGAGAAACCUUAUGGAUGCUCUGAGUGCGGGAAAAGAUUCAGUCAGUGCUCACACCUUAUCACACAUCGUAGAACCCACACAGGAGAGAUGCCCUACACAUGCGUUGAGUGUGGGAAAAGCUUUAAGCAGAGCUUUGACCUGAGCAGACAUCAGGGAAUCCACACGGGAGUGAAGCCCUACACGUGCUCUGAGUGCGGGAAAAGCUUUAAUCAGAGCUCUGGCCUGAGCGCACAUCGGAGAAUCCACACGGGUGAGAAACCUUAUGGAUGCUCUGAGUGCGGGAAAAGCUUUAGUCACCGUUCAAACCUUAUCUCACAUCAGAGAAUCCACACAAGAGAGACGCCCUACACAUGCUCUGAGUGCGGGAAAAGCUUUAAGGACAGCUCUGCCCUGAGCACACAUAGGAGAAUCCACACGGGUGAGAAAACUUAUGGAUGCGCUGAGUGUGGGAAAAGCUUCAGUCAGCGUUCAAACCUUAUCACACAUCUUAGAAUCCACACAGGAGAGACGCCCUACACAUGCUCUCAGUGCGGGAAAAGCUUUAAGGACAGCUCUGCCCUGAGCGCACAUAGGAGAAUCCACACGGGUGAGAAACCUUAUGGAUGCUCUGAGUGCGGGAAAAGCUUCAGUCAGCGUUCACACCUUAUCGCACAUCGUAGAACCCACACAGGAGAGACGCCCUACACAUGCUCUGAGUGUGGGAAAAGCUUUAAGCAGAGCUUUGACCUGAGCAGACAUCAGGGAAUCCACACGGGUCAGAAACCUUAUGGAUGCGCUGAGUGCGGGAAAAGCUUCAGUCGGCGCUCACACCUUAUCACACAUCGUAGAAUCCACACAGGAGAGACGCCCUACACAUGCUCUGAGUGCGGGAAAAGCUUUAAGGACAGCUCUGCCCUGAGCACACAUAGGAGAAUCCACACGGGUGAGAAACCUUAUGGAUGCGCUGAGUGCGGGAAAAGCUUUAACAAUAGCUCACACCUUAUCAUACAUCGUAGAAUCCACACAGGAGAGACGCCCUACACGUGCUCUGAGUGCGGGAAAAGCUUCAGUCGGCGCUCACACCUUAUCUCACAUCGUAGAAUCCACACAGGAGAGACGCCCUACACAUGCUCUGAGUGUGGGAAAAGCUUUAAGCGCAGCUCUGACCUGAGUGCACAUGGGAGAAUCCACACGGGUGAGAAACCUUAUGGAUGCGCUGAGUGCGGGAAAAGCUUUAGUCAGCGUUCAGACCUUAUCGGACAUCAGAGAAUCCACACAGAAGAGACGCCCUACACGUGCUCUGGGUGCGGGAAAAGCUUUAAUCACAGCUCUGCCCUGAGCAGACAUCAGGGAAUCCACACGGGUGAGAAACCUUAUGGAUGCGCUGAGUGCGGGAAAAGCUUCAGUCGGCGUUCAAACCGUAUCUCACAUCAGAGAAUCCACACAGGAGUGAAGCCCUACACGUGCUCUGAGUGCGGGAAAAGCUUUAAGCACUGCUCUGCCCUGAGCAGACAUCGGAAAAUCCACACGGGUGAGAAACCUUAUGGAUGCUCUGAGUGCGGAAAAAGCUUUAAGCAGAGCUCUGCCCUGAGCGCACAUUGGAGAAUCCACACGGGUGAGAAACCUUAUGGAUGCUCUGAGUGCGGGAAAAGCUUUAGUCAGCGUUCAAACCUUAUCAAACAUCGUAGAAUCCACACAGGAGAGACGCCCUACUCAUGCUCUGAGUGCGGGAAAAGCUUUAGUCACCGUUCAGACCUUAUCUCACAUCAGAGACGCCACACAGGAGAGACACCCUACACGUGCGCUGAGUGCGGGAAAAGCUUUAGUCAGCGUUCAAACCUUAUCAGACAUCAGAGACUCCACACUGGGGAGAAACGCUACACAUGCCAUGAGUGUGGGAAAAGCUUCAAUCGGAGCUCAGACCUUCUCGUACAUCGUAGAAUCCACACAGGAGAGAUGCCCUACACAUGCUCUGAGUGCGGGAAAAGCUUUAAUCACAAUUUUACCCUGACCAGACAUCGGAGAAUCCACACGGGUGAGAAACCUUAUGGAUGCUCUGAGUGCGGGAAAAGCUUCAGUUGGCGUUCAAACCUUAUCACGCAUCGUAGAACCCACACGGGGGAGAAGCCCUACACAUGCGCUGAGUGCGGGAAAAGCUUCAGUCAACGCUCAAGCUUUAUCACACAUCAGAGAAUCCACACGGGGGAAAAGCCCUACACUUGCUUUGAGUGCGGGAAAUGCUUUAAUGAAAGCUCUACCCUGAGCAAACAUCACAGAGUCCACACGGGUGAGAAACCUUAUGGAUGCGCUGAGUGCGGGAAGAGCUUUAGUCAAAGUUCAGACCUUAUCAAACAUCAGAGACUCCACACAGGGGAGACGCCCUACACAUGCCCUGAGUGUGGGAAAAGCUGUAAUCACAGCUCUGCCCUGCGCAAACAUCGGAGAGUCCACACGGGUGAGAAACCUUAUGGAUGCGCUGAGUGCGGGAAAAGCUUCAGAGAGCGUUCAGACCUUAUCAGACAUCAGAGACUUCACACAAGAGAGACGCCCUACACAUGCGCUGAGUGCGGGAAAAGCUUUAAGCACAGCUCUGCCCUGAGCAGACAUCAGACAAUCCACACAGGGGAGAAGCCCUACACGUGCUCUGAGUGCGGGAAAAUCUUUGGUCAUCACUCAACCCUUAUCACACAUCAGAGAAUCCACACAGGGGAGACGCCCUACAUGUGCUCUGAGUGCGGGAAACGCUUUAAUGACAGCUCUACUCUGACCAGACAUCGAAGAAUCCACACGGGUGAGAAACCUUAUGGAUGCUCUGAGUGCGGGAAAAGCUUCAGAGAGCGUUCACACCUUAUCAGACACCAGAGACUUCACACAGGAGAGACGCCCUACACAUGCGCUGAGUGUGGGAAAAGCUUUAAUCACAGCUCUACCCUGAGGAAACAUCAGAGAAUCCACACGGGUGAGAAACCUUAUGGAUGCGCUGAGUGCGGGAAAAGCUUCAGUCAGCGUUCAUACCUUAUCUCACAUCAGCGAAUCCACACAGGAGAGAAGCCCUACACGUGCUCUGAGUGCGGGAAAAUCUUCAGUCGGCGUUCACACCUUAUCACACAUCAGAGACUCCACACAGGAGAGAAGCCCUACACGUGCGCUGAGUGCGGGAAAAGCUUUAAUCAGCGUUCACAGCUUAUUUCACAUCAGAGAAUCCACACAGGAGAGACGCCCUACACAUGCUCUGAGUGCGGGAAAAGCUUUAAUCACAGCUCUACCCUGAGCAGACAUAGGAGAAUCCACACGGGUGAGAAACCUUAUGGAUGUUCUGAGUGUGGGAAAAGCUUCAAAAAGAGCUCACACCUUAUUAGACAUCGCAAAAUCCACGUUGGAGAACUACGCUACACAUGCCAUGAGUGCGGGAAAAGCUUCAGUCGGCAUUCACACCUUAUCAUACAUCAUAGAAUCCACACAGGAGAGACGCCCUACACAUGCUCUGAGUGCGGGAAAAGCUUUAAGGACAGCUCUGCCCUGAGCGCACAUAGGAGAAUCCACACGGCUGAGAAACCUUAUGGAUGCUCUGAGUGCGGAAAAAGCUUUAAGCACAGCUCUGCCCUGAGCAGACACAGGAGAAUCCACACGGGUGAGAAACUUUAUGGAUGCGCUGAGUGCGGGAAAAGCUUUAGUCAGCGUUCAAGCCUUAUCUCACAUCAGAGAAUCCACACAGGAGUGAAGCCCUACACAUGCUCUGAGUGCGGGAAAAGCUUUAAACAGAGCUCUACCCUGAGCGCACAUAGGAGAAUCCACACGGGUGAGAAACCUUAUGGAUGCUCUGAGUGCGGAAAAAGCUUUAAGCUCAGCUCUGCCCUGAGCAGACAUCAUGGAAUCCACACGGGUGAGAAACCUUAUGGAUGCUCUGAGUGCGGGAAAAGCUUCAGUCAGCGUUCAAGCCUUAUCACACAUCAGAGAAUCCACACAGGAGAGACGCCCUACACGUGCUCUGAGUGCGGGAAACGCUUUAAUCACAGCUCUGCCCUGAGCACACAUAGGAGAAUCCACACGGGUGAGAAACGUUAUGGAUGUUCUGAGUGCGGGAAAAGCUUCAAAAAGAGCUCACACCUCAUUAGACAUCGCAAAAUCCACUUGGAAGAGACAUGCUACACAUGCCAGGAGUGCGGGAAAAGCUUCAAAGUGAAUUUGGACCUUUUCACACAUCAGAGAAUCCACAGAGAAGAGAGACCUUACACCUGCUCUGAGUGCGGGAAAAGCUUCACUCAGAGCUCUGCCCUGAUCACACAUUGGAGAAUCCACACAGGGGAGACGCCCUACACGUGCUCUGAGUGCGGGAAAAGCUUCAAUCAGAGCUCACACCUUAUCACACACAGGAGAAUUCACACGGGAGAGACGCCCUACGGAUGUUCGGAGUGCGGGAAAAGCUUCAGUCAGAGCUCUGCCCUUAUCACACAUCAGAGAAUCCACACGGGGGAGACGCCCUACACGUGCUCCGAGUGUGGGAAAAGCUUCAAUCGUAGCUCAGCCCUUAUCAGACAUCGGAGAAUCCAUACAGGAGAAACACCCUACACCUGCCCUGAGUGCGGGAAAAGCUUUGGUCAUAGCUCUGCCCUGAUCACACAUCAGAGAACCCACACUGGAGAGACGCCCUAUGUGUGUGCCGAGUGCGGGAAAAGCUUCAGUCAGAGUGCUAACCUUAUUAGGCAUCGGCGAAUCCACACGGGAGAGACUCCCUACACGUGCCCGGAGUGCGGGAAACGCUUCAAUCAGCGCUCAGCCCUUACCACGCAUCAGAGAAUCCACACUGGAGAGACCCCCUACAUGUGCCCUGAGUGUGGGAAACGCUUCAGUUAUAGCUCAGCCCUCAUCACGCAUCAGAGAAUCCACACGGGGGAGACGCCCUACACGUGCCCCGAGUGCGGGAAAAGCUUCAAUCGGAGCUCAAACCUUAUCACACAUCAGAGAAUCCACACUGGCAUGUCAUCCUACAGAUGUUCUGAGUGCGGGAAAAGCUUCAGCCACAGCUCAGCCCUUAUUCGACACCGGAGAAUCCACACGGGGGAGAUGCCCUAUACGUGCUCUGAGUGCGGGAAAAGCUUCAAUCAGAGCUCAAACCUUAUCACACAUUGGCGAAUCCACACCGGAGAGACACCUUAUAUGUGCUCGGAGUGCGGGAAAAGCUUCAGUCACAGCUCAGCCCUGGUCACACAUCAGCGAAUCCACACGGGGGAGACGCCCUACACGUGCUCUGAGUGCGGGAAAAGCUUCACGUCACGCUCAUACCUUCUCGUACAUCGUAGAAUCCACACAGGAGAGAUGCCCUACACGUGCUCUCAGUGCGGGAAAAGCUUUAAGCACACCUCUACCCUGAGCGCACAUCGGAGAAUCCACACGGGUGAGAAACCUUAUGGAUGUGCUGAGUGCGGGAAAAGCUAUAGUCAGCGUUCAAGCCUUAUCAGACAUCAGACACUCCAUACCGGGGAGAAGCCCUACACGUGCUCCGAGUGCAGGAAAAGCUUUAGUCAGAGCUCUGACCUGAGCGCACAUCGGAGAAUCCACACGGGUGAGAAACCUUAUGGAUGCUCUGAGUGCGGGAAAAGAUUUAGUCAGCGUUCAAACCUUAUCAUACAUCAGAGAAUCCACACAGGAGUGAAGCCCUACACGUGCUCUGAGUGCGGGAAAAGCUUUAAGCACAGCUCUGCCCUGAGCACACAUCGGAGAAUCCACACGGGUGAGAAAACUUAUGGAUGCCAUGAGUGUGGAAAAAUCUUCCAUUGGAGCUCACACCUUAUCAUACAUCGUAGAAUCCACACAGGAGAGACGCCCUACACAUGCUCUGAGUGCGGGAAAAGCUUUAAGGACAGCUCUACCCUGAGUGCACAUAGGAGAAUCCACACGGGUGAGAAACCUUAUGGAUGCGCUGAGUGCGGGAAAAGCUUUAGUCACCGUUCAAACCUUAUCUCACAUCAGAGAAUCCACACAGGAGAGAAGCCCUACACAUGCUCUGAGUGCGGGAAAAGCUUUAAGGACAGCUCUGCCCUGAGCGCACAUAGGAGAAUCCACAUGGGUGAGAAACCUUAUGGAUGCUCUGAGUGCGGGAAAAGCUUCAGUCAGCGUUCACACCUUAUCACACAUCGUAGAACCCACACAGGAGAGAUGCCCUACACAUGCUCUGAGUGUGGGAAAAGCUUUAAUCACAGCUCUGUCCUGAGCAGACAUCAGGGAAUCCACACGGGUGAGAAACCUUAUGGAUGCUCUGAGUGCGGGAAAAGCUUCAGUCAGCGUUCACACCUUAUCACACAUCGUAGAACCCACACAGGAGAGAUGCCCUACACAUGCUCUGAGUGUGGGAAAAGCUUUAAUCACAGCUCUGACCUGAGCAGACAUCAGGGAAUCCACACAGGUGAGAAACCUUAUGGAUGCUCUGAGUGUGGGAAAAGCUUCAGUCAGUGUUCAAACCUUAUCAUACAUAAGAGAAUCCACACAGGAGUGAAGCCCUACACAUGCUCUGAGUGCGGGAAAAGCUUUAAGCAGAGCUCUGCCCUGAGCAGACAUAGGAGAAUCCACACGGGUGAGAAACCUUAUGGAUGGAGACGCCACACAUGCCAUGAGUGUGGAAAAAUCUUCCCUUGGAGCUCACACCUUAUCAUACAUCGUAGAAUCCACACAGGAGAGACGCCCUACACAUGCUCUGAGUGCGGGAAAAGCUUUAAGCACAGCUCUGCCCUGAGCAGACAUCAGGGAAUCCACACGGGUGAGAAACCUUAUGGAUGCUCUGAGUGCGGGAAAAGCUUCAGUCGGCGUUCAAACCUUAUCACACAUCAGAGAAUCCACACAGGAGAGAUGCCCUACACGUGCUCUGAGUGCGGGAAAAGCUUUAAGGACAACUCUGCCCUAAGCGCACAUAGGAGAAUCCACACGGGUGAGAAACCUUAUGGAUGCGCUGAGUGCGGGAAAAGCUUCAGUAAGCGUUCAAACCUUAUCACACAUCGUAGAACCCACACAGGAGAGAUGCCCUACACAUGCUCUGAGUGUGGGAAAAGCUUUAAUCACAGCUCUGCCCUGAGCACACAUCAGGGAAUCCACACGGGAGAGAUGCCCUACACAUGCUCUGAGUGUGGGAAAAGCUUUAAGCAGAGCUCUGACCUGAGCAGACAUCAGGGAAUCCACACAGGUGAGAAACCUUAUGGAUGCUCUGAGUGCGGGAAAAGCUUCAGUCGGCGCUCACACCUUAUCACACAUCUUAGAAUCCACACAGGAGAGACGCCCUACACAUGCUCUCAGUGCGGGAAAAGCUUUAAGGACAGCUCUGCCCUGAGCGCACAUAGGAGAAUCCACACGGGUGAGAAACCUUAUGGAUGCUCUCAGUGCGGGAAAAGCUUUAGUCACAGCUCUGCCCUGAGCGCACAUAGGAGACUCCACACGGGUGAGAAACCUUAUGGAUGCGCUGAGUGCGGGAAAAGCUUCAGUCGGCGUUCAAACCUUAUCACACAUCAGAGAAUCCACACAGGAGUGAAGCCCUACACGUGCUCUGAGUGCGGGAAAAGCUUUAAGCGCAGCUCUGCCCUGAGCGCACAUAGGAGAAUCCACACAGGAGUGAAGCCCUACACAUGCUCUGAGUGCGGGAAAAGCUUUAGUCAGCGUUCAAACCUUAUCACACAUCAGAGAAUCCACACAGGUGAGAAACCUUAUGGAUGCUCUGAGUGCGGGAAAAGCUUUAAGGACAGCUCUGCCCUGAGUGCACAUAGGAGAAUCCACACGGGUGAGAAACCUUAUGGAUGCGCUGAGUGCGGGAAAAGCUUUAGUCAGCGUUCAGACCUUAUCGGACAUCAGAGAAUCCACACAGAAGAGACGCCCUACACGUGCUCUGGGUGCGGGAAAAGCUUUAAUCACAGCUCUGCCCUGAGCAGACAUCAGGGAAUCCACACGGGUGAGAAACCUUAUGGAUGCGCUGAGUGCGGGAAAAGCUUCAGUCGGCGUUCAAACCUUAUCUCACAUCAGAGAAUCCACACAGGAGUGAAGCCCUACAUGUGCUCUGAGUGCGGGAAAAGCUUUAAGCAGAGCUCUGCCCUGAGCGCACAUUGGAGAAUCCACACGGGUGAGAAACCUUAUGGAUGCUCUGAGUGUGGAAAAAGCUUUAAGCAGAGCUCCGCCCUGAGCGGACAUUGGAAAAUCCACACGGGUGAGAAACCUUAUGGAUGCGCUGAGUGCGGGAAAAGCUUUAGUCAGCGUUCAAACCUUAUCAAACAUCAGAGAAUCCACACAGGGGAGACGCCCUACACGUGCUCUGAGUGCGGGAAAAACUUUAAGCACUGCUCUGCCCUGAGCAGACAUCGGAAAAUCCACACGGGUGAGAAACCUUAUGGAUGCUCUGAGUGCGGAAAAAGCUUUAAGCAGAGCUCUGCCCUGAGCGCACAUUGGAGAAUCCACACGGGUGAGAAACCUUAUGGAUGCUCUGAGUGCGGGAAAAGCUUUAGUCAGCGUUCAAACCUUAUCAAACAUCGUAGAAUCCACACAGGAGAGACGCCCUACUCAUGCUCUGAGUGCGGGAAAAGCUUUAGUCACCGUUCAGACCUUAUCUCACAUCAGAGACGCCACACAGGAGAGACGCCCUACACGUGCGCUGAGUGCGGGAAAAGCUUUAGUCAGCGUUCAAACCUUAUCAGACAUCAGAGACUCCACACUGGGGAGAAACGCUACACAUGCCAUGAGUGCGGGAAAAGCUUCAGUGGGACCUCUGCCCUUAUCAGACAUCACAGAACCCACACUGGAGAGAAGCCCUACACGUGCUCCGAGUGCGGGAAAAGCUUCGGUCAGCACUCAACCCUUAUCACGCAUCAGAGAAUCCACACAGGAGAGACGCCCUACAUGUGCUCGGAGUGCGGGAAAAGCUUCAGUGAUCAUUCAGCCCUUACCACACAUGAGAGAGUCCACACAGGAGAGACGCCCUACACGUGCCCUGAGUGUGGGAAAAGCUUCAUUGAUAGUUCAAGCCUCAUCUCACAUCAGCGAAUCCACACAGGAGAGACGCCCUACACAUGCUCUGAGUGCGGGAAAAGCUUUAAUCACAGCUCUACCCUGAGCAAACAUGGAAGAAUCCACACGGGUGAGAAACCUUAUGGAUGUUCUGAGUGCGGGAAAAGCUUUAGUCAGCGUUCAGACCUUAUCACGCAUCAGAGAACCCACACAGGGGAGAAGCCCUACACGUGUUCUGAGUGUGGGAAACGCUUUGGUCAGCACUCAACCCUUAUCGCACAUAAGAGAAUCCACACAGGGGAGACGCCCUACACGUGCUCUGAGUGCGGGAAACACUUCAGUCAGCACUCAACCCUUAUCACGCAUCAGAGAAUCCACACAGGAGAGAAGCCCUACAUGUGCUCUGAGUGCGGGAAACGCUUUAAUCACUGCUCUACCCUGAGCACACAUAGGAGAAUCCACAUGGGUGAGAAACCUUAUGGAUGCGCUGAGUGCGAGAAAAGCCUCAAAAAUAGCUCACACCUUAUUAGACAUCGGAAAAUCCACACGAGAGACCUGUAACACAUGCCUUGAUUAGGGCUGGCCAAAGAUUUUUUUUUUUUUUUUUUUUUUU
Mauremys reevesii (Reeves's turtle) is the source of this 11978-nucleotide messenger RNA. RefSeq names its product zinc finger protein 850-like. Gene Ontology annotation, biological process: negative regulation of transcription by RNA polymerase II. The coding region runs from base 80 to 11926 and encodes 3948 amino acids. Lineage: Eukaryota; Metazoa; Chordata; Testudines; Geoemydidae. Gene Ontology annotation, molecular function: RNA polymerase II cis-regulatory region sequence-specific DNA binding; DNA-binding transcription repressor activity, RNA polymerase II-specific. The record is from RefSeq and is a predicted model, not a curated record. The transcript has 17 exons.